AUGGACCAAUUUUCCAAUUUGAUGAGUCGACACCACCAAAUGAUCAUCAAUAACCCAAUCAUCUCAGGAUUCAGUCCGGAUCCUACUAUCUGUCAAGUUGACGGAGUGUACUAUUUAGCAAACUCGUCGUUCCAAUUUUUUCCCGGGAUCCCUAUCUACGCGUCAACCGAUUUGGCCAAUUGGACCCAUAUUGGUAAUGGGUUAAAUCGACACAGUCAAGUAGAUUUAUCUAAGGUUACCACGAUCAUCCAAACCUAUAGUGAUGUUCAUGAUGAUGCAAAACCGUUUAUUUACAACUGGGGUAUUGCCGCACCAACUAUCAGAUACCACCAAGGGAGGUUCUAUAUUAUUUGCACUUGUGUCAACCCAAGACCUAAUGAUAAAGAGUAUAUCAAUUUUGUGAUUUCCACUGACAAUAUCUAUCAAGAAUCAAGUUGGUCAGACCCAGUGUUUUUCGAAUUUCAAGGUAUUGAUCCAGAUCUUUUCUUUGAAGAUGGUAAAGCUUACGUCACUGGAUCGUACACUUAUCACCCGAGAAUCGAGGGACAGGCAAGGACUACUAUUAAACAAUUUGAAUUGGAUAUUGAUACUGGGGAAAAACUUUCACAAGAGCGGGAGAUUUGGAAAGGGUGGUCAGGAUGUCGGGUGGUUCCUGAAGGACCCCAUAUUUACAAGAAGAAUGGGUGGUAUUAUUGUUUAGUUUCUGAUGGAGGAACUUUCACUCAUCAUAUGUUAACCAUUGCCAGGAGUAAAACCAUUGAUGGUCCGUAUGAGGAAUCGCCAAAUAAUCCAAUAUUCACUGCCGAUCCUAGCGGGGAGUUUACGGCGCCAGUAUUGAAUGAGUCUGGCGAGCCAGAUUACAUUCAGUAUACUGGGCAUGGUGAUUUUUUCCAAGUACAGGACGAUGGCAGUUGGUGGUGUGUGUUUUUAGCAGUGAGAUUUGAGAAUGGGAAGCACCCAAUGGGGAGAGAAUCAUUUAUUGUUCGGAUUGAUUGGUCUGGGGAAUGGCCGAAGUUUGAUAACAAAGUUUCAUUGAAGUUGGAAGGUCCAAAAUUUGACAAUACCCCUGGCAAACUUGAAGUUAUGAAGCAAGAUAACAAGUUGGAAUAUUUGUUUAUUAAGAAUCCUUGUUUACUGAAUUAUCGAAUUGGAAAAGGGAGAAUCGAGAUCCAACCUUCGAAGGCGGAUUUAGUGGAUGAAGCGGUUGGGAUUUCGUUUAUUGGCGUUAGACAGCGCCAAUUACUGGAAAUUGCCAAAGUGACGAUGCAAAUAAGCAAUGAUGGGCGGGUGAAGUCGGGGAUUUGUUUAUUCAAAGAUUUGUACCGGGUAUUCGAAGUGGGAUAUCGCAGUGAUACGAGGAAAGUGUAUUUUCAAUCCCGGGGGCUUCCUAACAAUAUUCGUUACGGUGAAGCAGAUUAUGGAGAUGCUGGUGGUGGGGGUAGGUUAUCAUUGCGAAUAGUUGCUGAUCGUGAUACUUAUCGAUUUGAGUAUUUUGAUCAUCAUCAUCGGUGGGUUGAGUUGGGGAGGAUCGAUGCUGGGGACGUUACGGCGUGGGAUUUCACUGGGACGUUGUUUGGGUUGUAUGCGAUUGGGGAAGGGGCUGCCCGGGAGUUUUUGGGGUUUGAGGUGAGAUGA
Molecule: messenger RNA, 1635 nt
Organism: Saccharomycopsis crataegensis
Lineage: Eukaryota; Fungi; Ascomycota; Saccharomycetes; Ascoideales; Saccharomycopsidaceae
Exons: 1
Coding region: 1-1635 (544 amino acids)
Biological process (GO): carbohydrate metabolic process
Molecular function (GO): hydrolase activity, hydrolyzing O-glycosyl compounds
Source: RefSeq, a predicted model, not a curated record